CUUUUCCUUUCCUUUUUCAUUUUCAUUUUUUCUUUUUAUAUACAUAUUAUUUAUUUCUAUUUAUUUAAUUUUCUUUAAUAAUGUCUUUUUUUAAUAAAAUUAUUGAUAAAGCUAAACAACAUAAUACAAUAGCACAAAAUGAACAAAAUAAUAGAGGAUUAUUUGAUUUACAUACACCACAACCACAGUCUAUUCCAAAGCAUUAUGCAACAAAUGGUUAUGUGACACCAAGACAAUCACAAGAAAAUAUGGAAAUUGACAUUUCUUCUCAAGAAGUAGUAGCUCAACAACAGCAGCAACCACAACCACAACAACAACAACAACAACAACCACAACAACAACCACAACAACAGCAACAGCAACAGCAACAGCAACAGCAACAGCAACAGCAACAACAGCAGCAGCAACAGCAGCAACAGCAGCAGCAACAAGCUUACUUACGAAAUAAAUAUCAAAAUUAUGAUCAAGUCAUUAUGGAACAACGUAAAAAUAGACCAAAGCUUAAAUUGGAUGAUUUUCAUUUGUUACGUACAUUGGGUACGGGUUCAUUUGGUAGAGUCCACCUAUCACAAUCAAGACAUAAUGGUCGAUAUUAUGCUAUCAAAGUACUUAAAAAAUCAGAAGUCGUUAGAUUAAAGCAAGUUGAACAUACAAAUAACGAAAAACAUAUUUUGGAGUCAGUCGCUAAUCCCUUCUUGGUUAAUUUAUGGGGUACAUUUCAAGAUGAUUCUAAUCUUUACAUGGUCAUGGAUUAUGUACCAGGAGGUGAAUUAUUUAGUGUCUUACGAAAAAGCAAGCGUUUUCCUGAUCAUGUUGCUAAAUUUUAUGCUGCUGAGGUCACUUUAGCUAUCGAAUACCUUCAUAAAAAGGAAUUCGUUUAUCGUGAUUUAAAACCAGAAAAUUUAUUAUUGGAUGCAAAUGGACAUAUCAAAAUUACAGAUUUUGGCUUUGCAAAAUAUGUACCGGAUAUUACAUGGACGUUAUGUGGUACACCUGAUUAUUUAGCACCUGAAGUGAUUCAAUCAAAAGGCUAUGGUAAAGCAGUUGAUUGGUGGUCCUUGGGAAUCUUAAUAUUUGAAAUGUUAGCAGGAUAUCCACCAUUUUAUGACGACGAUCAUUUAAAACUAUAUGAGAAGAUUCUGCAAGGUAGAAUUCGAUGGCCAUCUUAUUUUGAUCCUAAUGCCAAAGAUUUAUUAAAGCAUCUAUUGACUUCCGAUUUAUCGCGUCGUUAUGGUAAUCUUAAAAAUGGUGCUGAUGAUAUUAAAAUCAUCCUUGGUUUCAUACUGGCUCCUUAUAUUCCUCAAAUCCGUGGGGAUGGCGAUGCUAGUCAUUUUGAUAGAUAUCCAGAAACAAAUGAACAAUAUGGUUUACCUGCUGAAGAUCCAUAUAAGGAAAAGUUUCCUGAUUUUUAGUCAUCAAUAAUAAUAAACUUUUGACAGCACAUGAAAAAUAGAUUAGAGAAAAAUAUUUUUUUUUUGCAUGCAUAAAAUUUCCUUAUUGAAGGUAUAUAAAUUGUAAUAGGAAAAUAUGUAUACAUAUGCAUAUACAUUUGCUGUUAAAAAAAAAAAAGAAAAAAGAAAAAAGAAAAAGAAAAAAAAA
Molecule: messenger RNA, 1599 nt
Organism: Cokeromyces recurvatus
Lineage: Eukaryota; Fungi; Mucoromycota; Mucoromycetes; Mucorales; Mucoraceae
Product: kinase-like domain-containing protein
Exons: 6
Coding region: 81-1412 (443 amino acids)
Biological process (GO): peptidyl-serine phosphorylation
Cellular component (GO): cAMP-dependent protein kinase complex; nucleus
Molecular function (GO): cAMP-dependent protein kinase activity; ATP binding
Source: RefSeq, a predicted model, not a curated record